AUGACGCAGACGGAAAAGAUUGGUCAGGUCCAACGCACGUGCGCCAACAAGAAGGAGCGCAAGCGGACGCAGUCCAUCAACAACGCGUUCGCGGACCUGCGCGAUUGCAUCCCCAACGUGCCGGCCGACACGAAACUGUCCAAGAUCAAGACGCUGCGGCUGGCCACGUCGUACAUCGGCUACCUGAUGCGCGUGCUCGCCGCCGACGCCGACCCCGCCUCCGCCACCGCCGGCGCUGGGGCCUUCCUGCCGCCCGCCGCCGAUCUCUCCGGGGGCGGCGGCAAAAGCAGCAACAGCACAAUGCGGCAGUGUCAAAAUACCCAGACUAGUGAACAGGGCGACGAAGCGGAAGGCGUGGCGCCGCUGCGUCGGUCCAAAGGCCGCACGGGCUGGCCACAGCACGUCUGGGCGCUGGAGCUGAAGCAAGAGCAGCUGUGAAGUCGGGCCCGCUGUGCACAGCAACCACCACUGACAAGGGGACGCCGGGGCAACCGUUCUGCUGCUUGCAGCACAGCAGGAUCCACCGCCCAGUGUCGAGACAACCCCACUGUGCUACUCGUCUGUCAACACUCAUACCUCGUACCUUGGCAAGCAGUCAAGAACCAAAAAGCGGAAUCGCCGUUCACUACUUUGUUCUUGUUACAGCUCCGUGUGAAACAUUUCCCACGUCUCCAGGUCUGCUCCAAACAACAGACGUUUGUAGUCAGAGGACGGUUGCGAGCAUCCAGUUAACAACAGGUCCUCGGCACGAAAAGUGGAGCAAAUCAAAGAUAUUUUUUGCUGCUCCGACGCUGUCACGGAUACCAUCAAAACCUAGAUCACUGUAACAGGACUUCCGUCAAAUAAGAUAGUCGUGCCACAGAAGCGCACAGUACAAAAUAUUUAUCUGCGAGACAUGACUGCAGGUUUCACGAUCAAGUUUCAAUCCUAGAUUAAGAACGAUCACUCUGUCAGAAAAUUUAGGAGGUUUGCAGAGAUAGUAACCAGUAGUGACUGACAAUGAUAUGUGAUUCCAUGCUAUGUUGUGAUGCCUAAGAAUACAAAUUGGUGAGAUAGAUACUGUGUGUAACGUGGAAGUCCUACUGCACUGGACAGUAACCAAUGGACUUCCGACAGCUUUGAAGCCGUUUGAUGCAAAAUUUCAAAACUACAUGAUCUGAGAUCGCACGUUCAUGUUUAUGUUUGAAGUUUAGCAGCGUAUUUUGUUACUGUUUCUAUUUCACAGGCUGAAAUAUGUAUCAGUAAGGCGAACGAAUUCCUCAAUGUAAAUAUCAUUUUCAUUUUAUCUGCACCCAAGUCCUAACUGAAGUCUAGUCAGCGAAAGCAAAUGAAGAGUCACACUGAAUUCUGUCCAACUUUGUACUGUAGGAUUAUACGAGUCGAAAUAGAGUAACUAGUUUUAGUUUAAGCAAUUAGGACACUAAUGACUCAUUUUCUUGUUUAGAAUAGUUAUGUAAAUGGUUCAGGACAGUGUUGUUAUAUAAAAAGCAAGGAUUUUAUUUUAUUUGAUGAUGUAAUGUACACGCGGUGAAAAAUGGAAGUAUCAUUACGAAGGUUCUCAGAGUCUGCAUCGAGAGAUUUGACGCAGUGCUUGCACACUUUAGGGUAAGCAGUGAUUCCAGCCCGGUCUUUCAUAUUUAUGUUUCACUAAAUCGCUUAAUGCGAAUACCGGAACGCUUCUUACGAAAAGCCAAGGUCGAUUUCCUUCCACAUCUUACCCAAUCCGAGCUUGGGCUCCUUCUCUAACGGCUUUAUCGUCGACGGGAUGUUAAUCGUUGAUCUUCUUCUUUCCGGGUCCACAAGCGCUUAGCUAGUAUGUAACAUCAACAAAUAAAAUAACUCUGCUCCAAGUGCCUGAGCUGUUUGGACCUUAAAGCAAACAACACUAAACAUUUUUCCAUAGCCCAAGCGAAGGAAUUUCUUAAUUUUUCCAAAGCGUAUAUCAAAUUAAUUGUAUCUGGAUUUCCUACAAUGCUGUGUAGACUCUUAAACUUGACGUGAAUGUUUUGAUGUGUAAUGGCGCAUCCCAGAUAUUUAAAAUGUAUCAGUUGCUCCAAUUGUUUUUAAUUGAACACUUAUCUUACUGGUAGUAUGCUUUGAAAUGCCACAACUUUCCUUUUAUCUCCAGAGAAUUUUAGGUUGUAUUCGGAGGCUACCUGUUGCAACUUAUAGACAUCCACCUAAAAGUCUUUUUCAUUCUCUGCUAUGAGAGUUACGUCAUCUGCAUAUAGAACCACGUAUAGUUUCACCAUUGUCCGUUUCCUGAUCAUUCCAUCUACGUAUACAGCUGCCCCUACCUAUGGGUUUUAUGCAACAUGUAACACCUUCAAAAACCAAGCGCAAGAUUUCACAUUCUCUUGAUCACUACGUGCAAACUACUAGUCCUACAGGAAAAAUUAACAACAGUAUAUUUUUGUGGGGAGUUUAAUAUAGUUAAAUUUUGUGCUGGGAUACGUUUUCACUAGAUGCCGUUCUUCUCAGGCCAUUCAAGAAAAACGUUCUUCUUGAAUAACACGAAAGCCAUGGUCUCCAGCGAAAAAGUAUUCCACAACAAUAUUUAACUACAUUACAUUUCCUAUACAAAGAUCAUGAUCAUUUUCGCUGUAGGGCUAAUAGUUGGCUUUUAAUGAGCGAGAGAAUAUGAAAAUCUUGCGCUUUGUUUUUGAAGAUGUUGCAAGUUGUAUAAAACCCAAAAGUGGGGGAGGGGGGACCUGAAUCAUGCUGUAUACUGAAGCGUGCUGGGGAAACACAGCACCACUGUCUUACCCCUUUCCUUAUAAUCAUAGACUUUGUGAUGCUGUUUUCCAUAUCUAUAACAUUUUCGAUUUUUGUGUACAGACUCUUAAUAGCAUUUAUGGGAUGAGAUAGAUAGCCUUGUUCUGCCAUUACGUUCCACAGCAUUUAUCUGUUCACAUAACCAAAUGCCUUAACAGAAUCUAUAAAUGAACGAAGGGUUUCCUGUUUUGAAUUCUUGUCUCUACUCUAUAAAUUUCUUUAGUGUAAAACUUCUCUUUUUACCUAAUGAUAUCCUGUAAUGUCACCAUUUCUGUUAGGUAGGUCGGCAUAUCUUCCUUUUUCUACUUUUAAUUCUCCACACUUCAGCAGUUGCUCUGUAUUCCCAUUCUCCAGCUGUCACGAUCAUGGCAGUCUUCCUCUUCCAGACCUCGCUUCCCGAUCACUGCAGCUACUCCCGCUGUCCGUGUUCAUCUCGACCGUCCGUAUUUCCUGCUUCCUGGCAGCGACCAUCCUAGGUAUGCUUUUGGCCAUCGUCCUUAGUCCAUGCACCGUACAUAGUCAUACCAUUGAAGAUCCCUGUUCUCAGUUCUUUGCACGGCUGGUUCUUCGAUACCCAUUACCUCCCCAAUUUCCUCAUUUCUCCUCCGCUCUUUCAUGGAUAUCCUGGCUGCCCUCGUUAUUCCAUCCAUCUCUACUACCUGUACUCCGAUUCUCUAUCGCUCGCUCAGUGGCCAUCCUUCUGCAUCGUAUGUUAGAGUAUUGCUUGAAGAACCGUCUUUUUUGUCUCUUGACAUUGCUUGGCUCCACAGAGCGUGGCAAAUCUUCCUUCGAAAAUCUCCAACAUAUCACAGCUGCCCCGAUAUGUCAGAGGCCGAAGCCCGAAGUUACAAAACCGACACUUUAUGAGGACUGUGUGUUGACAGCCACUCGGCUAGUCCUGCUCCAUUUGGAUGUUUCUGACAGACAACGGAGCAGGCUACAAUCCUGGUACUCGCUUAUUCGGAGAGAGGUAGGAGCCGGGAAACAACCAUACUGAUGAUAGUUCACAGAGUUAAUGGUUGUCCCGAGGUGUUGCUACUGCAAAGGAAAUGCAGCCGCCGCCGGCUCGCAGAAAGCCGCCAGCGGGUCGCGUGCGGUGGCCGUGUUGUCUAUUCCUGUCGGCGCGCCUGCUGCGGCGAGGUGCGGUGCAGCGCGCGUGCGCAAACAAACACCGGCGCACACGCCCACGCCGGGGCUCAGGUGAGACUGGCCAGGCACCGUGCGCUGUUUACGCCGCCUUCCAUCCGCCCCCACUCCGCCGCCCUGCUGGCUGUCGUUUGUUUUUCGAUCGACGCACCGGUCUGUUCGGUGCUGCGCCGCUAUCCGAGAAGCCUUCGUGUUCUCUGCUCUACGGAGUGACAUUGUAACACUCGUUCCACUCAGCCAUGGGUUACGAUCGUGUACGCCUGACGUGCUGUUCGCUUCAGAAUAGCCAGGAGACAGUUGAUCCAGGAAAGAGGAAUAACUUUGUUCAACCGAUACACGUGCACUGGUUACACAGAUGUUGCACGUACGAGUAAUUUUUUACCACAAUUGGUACAGGAGUCAGCCACUAGUAGGAGUUGUGUACCCACCGUGCUGUAGUUUCUCUUAAUUAGACAGCCACUGAGCUAGUCAUUUGCGCAAUGGUAGCUCCGUUGUUCAGUCCAUAUUUGGGAUAUAAUUAAUAUUGAUUAUAUUUUUUGACCAGUUCUGGUUUUCUUCCUGCCAACCAACUUUACUUCCUCUUGAGGAACACUUUUUCCACGCCAAAAGCACCAACUUGCCAAAACAUUUUCCCGCUAAAAUUAUUCAAGUGUAACGUUUAAUUUUGCUGACAUUAGCAUUCUCCUAUCAUUGUUUCUCUAGGGCAGUAAGCUAUAUUUCUCAUACUUGCAACGAAAUUCUCCAUAUAAUGCUGUUACCGGAGACUGACCAAAGAUAAAAUGUUGCUUCCUUUCUUUACCAACCUGUACGUAACACGGAAGCAGUUACGGAAGUACUGGUAAGUUAUAACAGCACUGUCCAUCGCCAGUUAUCAAAAUUUGUCUUUAAUAA
This is a messenger RNA of Schistocerca serialis cubense, 4812 nucleotides long. RefSeq names its product heart- and neural crest derivatives-expressed protein 2-like. Bases 1 to 438 code for a protein of 145 amino acids. NCBI's taxonomy places the organism in Eukaryota, Metazoa, Arthropoda, Insecta, Orthoptera, Acrididae. Gene Ontology annotation, biological process: developmental process; regulation of transcription by RNA polymerase II. Gene Ontology annotation, molecular function: RNA polymerase II transcription regulatory region sequence-specific DNA binding; DNA-binding transcription factor activity, RNA polymerase II-specific; protein dimerization activity. The transcript is spliced from 5 exons. The record is from RefSeq and is a predicted model, not a curated record.